AUGACGUCACCUCUGCCGCCACUCGAGCCUACAAUCGCUCAACUGCGUUCCUUAAGUAACGACACUUUACUUUACGAGUUAAAUAGAUUAGAAAAUUCAAACAAACAUCUGCUUCGUUCUAACCAAGAUAUGAAAGAGCACGAUGCUCACGAUCAAGAGUUACAAAUGUAUGUCACCGAGAAUGAGAAGAUCAUAGGAAGGCAGAUCGAGAAGAUUUCUCUUAUCAAGAAUAUAUUAAAAGAACGACCAAACGGAGAACACGCGUCGGGAAUAUCUGUGAAUGCCUCCGGACCUAAUAUCAAUAAUGAAGGGCAGUCUGACGAACAGAUGGAAGAUCACGCAGUGUCGGCAAAUGGCAACGCAAGACUUGAAAAUGAAGCGGACGAAAAUAAUGAUGAUGAUGGAGUGUAUUUAUAA
This is a messenger RNA of Paraglomus brasilianum, 417 nucleotides long. The record is from the annotation of a GenBank genome assembly. NCBI's taxonomy places the organism in Eukaryota, Fungi, Glomeromycota, Glomeromycetes, Paraglomerales, Paraglomeraceae.